AUGUUCCGUGGCCGCGCAAGGACCGACAACACGACCGACUCGGCUUCCCCUCCGCCGUACACAGCAUCCGAUGCAAAAGCUGUGGAGGUAUCAGAGCCGAAGAAGAAGAGCGGACACAAAGUCUUCUACGGACGCAUCAUCCACAGCAAAUCCCUCAAGGAAGUCGAGAUUUUCCCGAAGGCAAGUCUGGGCAUCGACGACAAGGGCACGAUUCAAUUCCUGGACACGAGUGUCGCCUCCGCCGCCGACGCAUGUGCGAAACACCAUGGCUUCGCCAAUGCCGAGACCAUCACUCUAAAGCCGUUGCAGUUCCUAUUUCCAGGCCUCAUCGACACGCACAUGCACGCGCCGCAGUACCCGAACAUGGCUCUGGGCAUGGAGGGUGACUUGAAGGAGUGGUGCGAGAACUGGACGGACCCGAUGGAAGCAUCGUACGCGGACACGUCGAAAGCGCACCGCGUGUACCGCGAGAUGGUGGCGAAGGAGCUCGAGAACGGCAGCACGACGGUCGCGUACAACUCCAGCAUCCACCCGGACGCGACCAACGUGCUGGCCGACACGUGUCUGGAAUUCGGCCAGCGGGCGGUCAUCGGCAAGCUGUGCAUCCUCGUGGGCAGCACCCACGGCAACUGGGAGAAGAGCGCCGAGCAGAGCGUCGCCGACGAGGCCAAAGUCGUCAAGCAUAUCCGCAAAAUCGACCCGACGGGUGAGCUCGUGAUGUCGUGCAUCCAGCCCCGUGCAGGAUCGUACGUGCCACCGGCGCUGAUGGGAGGACUGGGCGAUCUGUACCGCGAGAGCGACCCGAUACGCGUGCAGGCACACAUGUGCGAGACGCCGCUGGAGGUGGAAAACAUGCACGCCCUGCACGAGGGAUUCGAAAGCUACGCCGACAUGUACGACCACUACGGACUCUUCGGACCCCGGACGAUCCUGGCGCACUGCAUCCACCUGACGGAGCGGGACAUGACCGUCAUGGCUGCGAAAAGGGUCGGCGUCGCCCACAACGCCAACAGCAACACCUGCCUCACCGACGGGUGGUGCCGGGUGCGCACCCUGCUCGACCGCGGAAUCAAGGUCGGCCUGGGCACCGACUGCUCGGCGGGCUACUCGAUUUCGAUCCUCAACGCCAUGCGCCAGGCCAGCAACGUCUCGCGCCACCUGACCAUCCACACGGGCGACCCCAGCUGGAAGCUCGAGUUUUCCGAGCUGGUAUACCUGGCUACCAUGGGCGGCGCCGAGGUGUGUGCCCUCGACCACAAAGUCGGCAACUUUGCACCGGGCAAGGCCUUCGAUGCGCUCCUCGUCGAUGUCGGGUUGGAGGACGACAACAUCAACUCCAACGGCUUCGAGCACGACGAUAUGGCCUUGUUGAAGAAGUGGGUCUUUAUGGGUGACGACAGAUCGAUCCGCAAGGUGUGGGUGGGUGGAAGAUUGGUCGCGGGCAAGGAUCUGAAAGCGUGA
Molecule: messenger RNA, 1461 nt
Organism: Fonsecaea multimorphosa CBS 102226
Lineage: Eukaryota; Fungi; Ascomycota; Eurotiomycetes; Chaetothyriales; Herpotrichiellaceae
Exons: 1
Coding region: 1-1461 (486 amino acids)
Biological process (GO): guanine metabolic process
Cellular component (GO): cytosol
Molecular function (GO): zinc ion binding; guanine deaminase activity
Source: RefSeq, a predicted model, not a curated record